AUGUACAAGGACAUGGACAAUGCCAAGACGGGCCAAAGCAGUGGGAGCAGCACUACGGAUGCGGACGCAUCUGAGUACAUGGAUUUGGAAGAACUUCCAUAUGGGGGAGACAACGUCAAUUCUGACCAAAGAACGGAGGAGACUCCAGGUGCAGAACCGACUACCCAGGGCGAGGAGCUUAGGAGGUCCUCCAGGGUACCCAAACUGAAUCCCAGAGAAGCUUUCAAUGGUGUUGUACUAGCACAGAGUCCCUCUGAUGUAGAGGGAUUCAUAGAAAUCUCUUGCACUGAUAGCUUCUUUUUGGCUCCAAUUGGCCCGAUACAUUCUUUUUUCCUGCCAGCUUUUCAUGUUUCUAAAUCAGACUUUCUUUCCUUUUUUGUGCUACAUUUGCAGUUAUCUCUCAGGCAAUGCCCAGAUAUUUUGAAUAACACAAAUGGAAGGAAAAAUAUUGAUAUUCACAUACUUAUACCGACCACCUAUGCAAACGGAGGUUCGCUUGAAGAUGUUCCUUCCAGUGAAACAUCCAAAAAACUCUGGUAUUGGGGAUCUGCAGAAUUGGAUUCCCUCUGCAAUUCAUGCUUCAUAAAUAUUGCAAUAAGCUUGGCUCACACUCCAAGGCUUAUUAGCUAUUUCCUCAAUGAUUACCACAGAGACUCAAUGAUAGGAAAUGGUGAGCUCGCUCUAGCAUUUGCUGAGUUACAGAGGAAGCUAUGGGUUUCUGCACCAAGAGAAGAUGUUCGAAGAUUACUUGAUAUAAAGCUUGCUCGUUUUGCCCAGCAUAGUGGGUUUAGCCUACAGGAUUCGCAAGAUAUUCUCAGAUUUCUAUUGGAUGGGCUUCAUGAGAAUCUAAACUGUGCAAGAGUCAAGAAGGAUAUUACAGUUAGGGAUUUAUGUAAUUCGGCACAACAUGAUUCUAUCAUAGUUGACAUCUUCCAAGGGGGGGGGGCAAGUCGACAGUAACUUGUCCAGAGUGUGCGACUUGCUCAGUCACAUUCGACUUGUUUACAUACUUAUCUCUGUCGGUACCAUCUAUUGCUUUAAGAACAAUGAGUAUUACAGUCUUCAGUGGUGAUACUUCUGGUCCUGUGUUGUAUACUGUAAACCUACCCGAAGAUGGAAACUGCAAGGAUCUUAUACAGGCUUUGGGCUACACUUGUUUUUUGAAGGACAACGAGACCUUGUAUGUUGUUAAGGUAUAUGCAGAUCAAGUUCUUCACCUGGAUGAUACUUUGGCAAUAUCCUUAAUCAGAGAUUGUGACAGGGUUAUAGCAUAUAGGCUACUAACAGAUGAGGCAGAUCUCCCAUUGCUUACGUUUGUCCACCGACGUUUGGAGUAAGUCCUUUGAUUCUGUUCUACUUCAAACUCUGUUUUUCUAUUCAAACUCAUCACUCAUAGUACUUACAAAUGAACUUAUACAUAUUUAACUUCCUAUUUCCUUGUAGCUAUAAAUUUCUGCCCAUACUUUUUGCAUUAUGGCCUAAAUAUAUGAUCCCGAAGAAUUUUGUUUUUGCUGAUUUGACUUUUCCUUUAUUUUUAGAAACUUAAAAGUGGUGGCUUGCUUCCACAUAAAAUGGUUUCUUCAUAACUAUUGAAUAGGAAAAUAAUUUCAUUAAUUGGCAUUUGUUUGCAAAUUUCUACUUAUCUAUCUAAUUUUUAUAUCUCUGAGUUAUUAUGGAUAGAAUAACAAAAAAAACUAAGGUUUUUUUAGAUACCUGUCCCUUAAAUAUUCAGUAAUUGCAUAUUGAUUCCUUGAAUCUUGGAAAUUGCAUAGUCCCUUAAAUCCUGUAGGUGCCAUCUGGCCAAGUAUUAGGAGAGAAGUGUUAAGGAGAAGGGUUAACUUAGUUAACCCCUCAUGAGGGAUUAAAAAUAAUGUAAAUCUGUUUAGAUUAGAUAGUUAAUAUGAAGGAUUAAGUUUUUUUAUUUUGUAAAUUAAGAAGGGUUAAGGAGGUAACACUAGUUUUUUUUAAAACCAAUUUUACCCUUAUUUAGAAUUUUCUAAUAAUUACUAUAUUAAAACAAAAUCAUCUUGAUCUUACAUAUAUUUGAUCUAUAAAAAUAUUGUCGUAUAUUUGUUGUUCAAUUAAAUGAUUGUUGAGAAGGCACGUAAGGAUUGAGAUUAUUUUUGCAUGAAAUUAAAUAUUAAAGAGAGAUAAUGAUAGAACAAAAAAUUCCUUUGGCUUUUUAUUAAUCAAUAAACUUAUCCAAAAAAAACGUUGAUUAUUCAAGAAGAAAAAUAACAAAUUAGUCAAUAGUACUAUAUAAAGAUUAUAAUUUUGGUAAAAAGAAGAUAAUAGAGAAUUUAUAGCAAAUAGCUUGUGUUUUAAGAAUGAAAAAAUUUAUUUCAGUAAUAGCUUAAACAUGUUUUCAAAUACAAACAUGUUAAACUGAAAACGAUAUUAAACUUAACUUGUUCAGAAUGUUAUGAGAAUGCAUACAUGCAACAAAUGUAGUGAUGAGAUCACUCAUUAAAAUUAAGAGAUGCAAGAUGAUUCGAGAUAAAUGAUAAUCAAUACACUAUCUUGUAUUCUGGUAACACAUGAGCACAUUGGUGUAUUUGGAUAAGAGAGAAGAAAAUAUCUCAAUAUAUGGCUGCAGUUAGAUAAGAUAUUAUAAGGAUAAGAUAAAUGUAAGAUAUUUCUGAAGAUUAGCUCAAAAUGACACUGCCUACCCUCGCAUGAGAAGGCAGAACAAGUCUUGUUCCGCCUUCUCAUGAGUAUUAGUGGACCCGUCUAAAUGACAGGUUCACUCCAGUUAACCUCCUAGAAGGGUUUGUUAAACCUUUGACUGAACUAACCCAUUUGGAAGUCGAGAGAGGGGUUAAAUCUCCUUAACCCUGUUCUUAACUCCUUGCCAAACGGGAUUAUAGGGUCUUGCAAAAUAGUCUCUCAAGUUAAAUCACAAUAGAUUUGAGAUGAAUAUAUCGUCAAAUCUAACUGUUUGAAGCAAAGUGACCAUCUUAACCCUAUAUUAUGUUCCCUAAGUAGGGGUGUCAAAAAAUAUCCAUAUUAAAGGGAAUAUCCAUAUCCUUAUCCUUUGGGAUAUGGACGGGGUUACUAAAAUCUAUAAUCGAUAGGAUAUAAUAAUGGAUAUGGUUAGGUAGUGAAAUAUCAGGAUCCAUAUCCAAACUAUCGAAAUAUAUAUUAGUAAUAUAGUUGCAACAGUUCUAAUCCUCAAAUUAAUAGAUUUGAGGUAAAUUUUGAUGAUCAAGAUGUCUAUCUUAGCUUUUUAAAAAUAAUCAACAUAUUAAUGAACUCUCUAGUAUUAUAUGAACUAUAAUUUUUU
Asparagus officinalis (garden asparagus) is the source of this 3283-nucleotide messenger RNA. RefSeq names its product ubiquitin carboxyl-terminal hydrolase 15-like. Gene Ontology annotation, molecular function: cysteine-type deubiquitinase activity. The coding region runs from base 1 to 960 and encodes 319 amino acids. The transcript is spliced from 6 exons. NCBI's taxonomy places the organism in Eukaryota, Viridiplantae, Streptophyta, Magnoliopsida, Asparagales, Asparagaceae. Gene Ontology annotation, biological process: protein deubiquitination. The record is from RefSeq and is a predicted model, not a curated record.